Solenopsis invicta (red fire ant) is the source of this 3119-nucleotide messenger RNA. RefSeq lists its product as uncharacterized. The coding region runs from base 562 to 2796 and encodes 744 amino acids. The transcript is spliced from 2 exons. NCBI's taxonomy places the organism in Eukaryota, Metazoa, Arthropoda, Insecta, Hymenoptera, Formicidae. The record is from RefSeq and is a predicted model, not a curated record.
UUAUAAACCCUCAAUAGCUAACGCCAAAGAAAGCCUGAUAAAACAUGCAAGCAUUCCUGGAGACAUGAUUCUAAUCAGACAAGAAGCAAGAAAACGUGCUGAAAUGUUAAAUUUGAUGUUACAACCGUAUAUAGUCAUUUUAGGUUCUCUUGACGAAGUAAAAGAGACAUACAUUCAAGUGGACGACAUUUUAUAUAAAGCAAAUAGUACUUUAGAGGCAAUUGAUGUAUGCUUCAAAAUAUACCAUGUUUUUCAAGUAAGCUAUCCUAUAAUGAGCGAAUACCUUUGGAUGCUAAUCCAAAAAGGUAUUUAUCACUUUACUACAAAGUGGGAUUUUAUAAUUUCUAAUAUAGAGUAUAUAUUAAGUAAAGUAACAAAGUGUUUUGAAAAAGCUAUUAACUCUAAAAGUACUAAUGUUUAAAACGUAUUUUUAAAUUUUUAUUAUUAAAAUUAGAUUUUUUGUAAAACUUUUAAUCUAUAAGUUUAAGCUAUUAUAAGUUAAAAAUUGUCUCGUUUUGUAUAAGUAUAUUUACUAGUUAUAUGGUAGUCUAAUUUUUUACAAUGAUUCUUUGUUUUUUUUGUGAACACACAUUUUCAUCGAUAGAUACUUUAAUGUUACAUAUAAAACUGAGACACAAGUUGCUUAUGAAUUCUACAGUGAAAUGUAAUUUCGAAGACUGCAUAGGUAGUUUUAAUAAUAUUUAUUCAUUGCGGAAACAUGUUUUAAAUACGCAUUGUAAAAUAUUAUCUCAACAGAAUGCUUGUGUAAAGCAAAAUGAAACAUUAACAAAUAAUAGAACAUUAAAAACUAAUGUUGAAACUUUUCAAAAUAAUGUACCAAAAUGCAAUGUCAAAAAUAAUUUGCAAUUUUUUAGUACUGAAAUGUUAUUUGAUGUGAUUGAUAAUACUGACGAAAUUAAUACUGAAUUUUUCAAAAAUAUAGUAUCCGAAUAUUCUGUUCGGUUUGUAACAAAAUUGUAUGCUACUGGAAAUUUAAAUAGAAAAUGUAUUCAUGAAAUAAUAAAAAAUAUAGAAAUAAAUUACAUUUUUAUUUGUUUAGAUGUUUUAUCUAAGAAAUUUAAAGAUAUAAAAGAUUUUGAUGUUUUUUUAAAUAUUAUAAAAAAUGGCUUUAAAUUAUUUAAAUCAGAUUAUAAAACAUUACAGUAUUUACAAGAAAGAGAUUGCUUGUUUAUGCCAAAAUUAAUACGUAUAAACUCUAUUUUAUCAUUUGGUAAAGUUAAGAAAAAAUAUCAAUCGCAUCUACAACAUAAAAAAUUAAGUAUAUCUCUAAAGUUGAUACUAAAAAAAUUUUUAGAGUUUCCAAAUGUAUAUCAACAAAUAAUGUCGCACAUUGAAAAAAGUAAAAAAAAUGAAUAUUUAGUUUCUAUAUUUCAAACUGAUUUUUGGAGGUCUGUUGAAAAGAAUGCAAAUGGUAAAUUUAUUUUAUCACUCAUACUCUACUUUGAUGAUUUAGAAAUUAAUAGCCUUUUGGGUUCUUGUAAGAAUAAAAAUAAAAUUGGUACAGUUUAUUGUCGUAUUGAUAGUUUACCAAAUGAAUUCUCUAGUUUAUUGGAAAAUAUCUUUUUAGUGCAAUUACAUAAUUAUCAAGAUCAUAAAGUUUUAGGAAAUAAAAAAAUUUUUAUUUAUGUCAUUAACCAAAUUAAUGAACUUUAUACUAACGGAAUUUCCAUUAAUGUAGAAGGAGAGACAAAACAAGUUUAUUUUAUUUUAUCUCAUAUUGUUGGUAAUAACUUAGGUCUCAAUACAAUUCUGGGCUUUACCAAAAGCUUUAACUCUUCUCACUGUUGUCGUAUAUGUUACAUUUCCAAAGAAGAAAUGCAGAGUACAAUGAUUGAAAACAGCAAUUUAUUAAGAAAUGUUGGAAACUAUAAUAAACAUUUUGUCGAGAAAAGUCAUGGAAUUGUAGAAAACUGCGUUUUUCAUAAAAUUAUAAACUUUCACGUAACUAAAAAUAUAUUAGUAGAUCCUAUGCACGAUCUAUUGGAGGGUAUUUGUAGAUACGACAUUGCUAAAAUUUUAUAUGAUCUGAUAUGUAAUAAGAAAGCAUUCUCUGUAGAGAUACUUAAUGAAAGAAUUAAGAAUUUUUCUCAUUCAUUUGAUAAAAAUAUUCCUAUUAUAAAAUUAGAAUAUAUAAUUAACAGAAUGAUUAUCCUAUCCGCAUCAGAAAUGUAUUAUUUAAUUUUUAAUCUUGACCUAUUUAUAGGCGACUUAGUUCCUAUUAAAAGCUCAGUAUGGAAAUACGUGAUGCUACGUAAAAUAGUAAAUAUUUCUAUGCUGGAAUCUAUUACUGACGAUAUUAUGAACUCUUUUGCAAUGUUGGUAUCUCAAUAUUUAGAAUUAUAUUUGAAGACUUUUAAAUGUUCUUUUAAACCGAAACAUCAUUAUUUAAUACAUUAUGAAAGGAUUAUGCGUGAAUUCGGACCUUUAAAAAAUUUUUCUACAAUGAGAUUUGAAGCAAAGCAUAAACAAAUUAAAGAAUACAGUAAAAUUAUUAGUUCUAGAAAAUGUCCUGCAUAUUCCUUAUCAUUGAAACAUCAAAUGCAACUUUGUCACAGAUUUAUUUGUAACGAAGGGUUCCCAAUACGACUUUCCCAUGGGUCUUCUAUUUCAAAAUUAAAAUUUAUAAAUGAUUAUGAUAAUUUUAAAUUUUUAUUACCAGCACAUUUUGACGAUUAUUAUUGUGUUCUAUGGGCAAGAUUACAAGGAACUCGUUAUGAAAUCAAUAAUUUUAUAAAUAUAGAAACAUAUGCGUCUCCAGUUUUUUGGUCGAAUUAAGUACAUUAUAAUUAAUAAAUCUAAAAAUGUAUUUUUCUUAUUUAAUAAGUACAUCAAUUUAUGUUAUUGCGAGAACUAUGGAGCACAUAAUGUAAAAGAAAAUAACGAAUGGGGAUUUAUUGCUCAAAAUAAUCUCGUAGAUUACAAAGUUUACAGUGCUCACAUUAUGUCAAAUAAUAAAUAUUAUAUUCCUUCUUUUUUAUAACUAUUAUAUGUUGAAUGCUUUAAUAUAUAAAUAUAAAGUUUUUAGAUUCAUUAUAAUGUACUCUCUCCUCUUUCUGUAUUAAUAUUAUUUUUUUAGUAUUGUAUGUUCACAAUUUUGA